AUGGUAGGUAUGCCUUUGGAAAUUGAGAGGGCGUUGCAAUGUCUCGGAAACAUCGUGAUAGACGACACCAUCUCUCUGGUCAUCCUCUCCUUGACUAGGGAUCUACAACUUUACAAGUGGCAUGUAUUGCAUCUCGCUUCUGCUAUGGAGGUAUUAUUCUACCCUUUCUUUUCAAACGGUUCCGGUGUUAAGACGCCGUUGGGUGGUGUCCCGUCUGGAACGCGAAACCACGCGCCGCAGGGUCGCUUCGACGCCGUUGGCCUCGUAAGUCUCAGCUUUCUUCUUCUUUCCGUCUCGGUAGCGUACAAUAACAAGGAAAGGAAGACAAGAAGCAUGAACGAGAGACCAUCCUCACUCAUCCAAAUCCAAUCGAACCAUUCCCCUCCACCCCUUGCCUGGAAACCACGCCGAUAUGCAGACAACCAACAACCAUCGCCGGUCGACGAGAGUGAGAAGAAGGUCCGCUCCAAAAAAGCCUCCAGCUUUGAGAGGCACGCAUCUGUGACGGGAUGCACGAGUGUGCAGAUUCCCGGCCACCACCAUCGAACUCCGACCAUCGACACCACUGUCGUCCCAUUUCUAGGUAGGGAGAGAGGACACCCUCGCGCCGGGCUUGCCUCCCAUACUUCUGCACCAAUCUUUCACUCGACGCCAAACAUUCAACAGCCCAUCUUGCCUCCCAGAGCCAAGUGUAGGGUAGGGUCUUUUCCCUCUGCGGCCUCCUCCUCCUUCCAUCUCCUUCUCCUUCUCGCCACCCAAGCCAAUCCGUUCCACGCCUGUGGGCUCCCCUCUCCGGCUUGGCGCAGGAAGGGGGCUGAUGACAAGGCAGGCGGCUUAUGUGUUGCUGGUGCCAUCGUCCUCCUGAUGAAGCAGAAACUUUCUUGCUCUCAACCUGCUUUUUUUUCGCAAGAGGCAACCAUCAUCUCACCGUCGGUGGGGGAAAAGGUCACCGAGCCAGAGGUUGUCAUCUUCGUUCCUGCUUCGGCAUUUCUUUUUGCUAUUUCGUUUCCUGCCGAAUCUGCCAGGGGCAUUUCCCUCUGGCUGGGACCAAGUUCUCGCUCGAGAGCGGGCGCUGUCGAGCUAUUGUUGGUUGGCUUACAGAUCACCAACACUGCUUUUCAUCAUUUCAUCUUGAGGCUCAUUUCUGGGCUACCGGGGGGUAGGAUGAGAGCCCUGGCAAGCUGUCAGCGAGCUUUCAUUGGGGAACGGGGAUUCCUCUGA
Colletotrichum lupini is the source of this 1221-nucleotide messenger RNA. RefSeq lists its product as uncharacterized. Lineage: Eukaryota; Fungi; Ascomycota; Sordariomycetes; Glomerellales; Glomerellaceae. The record is from RefSeq and is a predicted model, not a curated record. The transcript has 13 exons. Bases 1 to 1221 code for a protein of 406 amino acids.